Messenger RNA from Lineus longissimus, 2813 nucleotides. Its product is annotated as multidrug and toxin extrusion protein 1-like. Gene Ontology annotation, cellular component: membrane. Gene Ontology annotation, molecular function: xenobiotic transmembrane transporter activity; antiporter activity. The record is from RefSeq and is a predicted model, not a curated record. The coding region runs from base 113 to 2353 and encodes 746 amino acids. The transcript has 16 exons. Gene Ontology annotation, biological process: xenobiotic detoxification by transmembrane export across the plasma membrane. Lineage: Eukaryota; Metazoa; Nemertea; Pilidiophora; Heteronemertea; Lineidae.
CGGACGGGAAGGCUGGAUUCUUCUAUCUGGGGGUCAUUUUUUUUCAGGGCAAACAGAAUCCAAAAGGAACAUAACCAUCAUAUCAUCAAAGUGAUCUUUGCUGUUGACCUCGAUGGCACGGGAUAUGAAGAAUAACGGGAGCAUCGCAGUCCCUCAUUACGGAAGCACUGAUGUGGAAGAACGUAUCCUGGAAACAAAGCCAAUGAGAUGUACAUGUAGCUGCAUACCAUCGUGGUAUUUCAAAGAACUGUGGGAGGUAUUCGAUAUCGCUUGGUCGAUGGUAGUUUUAUCACUCUUCCAAACAUUGAUGAAGCCAGUCAGCAUGAUGUUCAUCCGUCCGUAUGGCACUCUUUAUCUAGGUGGAAUUGGACUGGCGAAUACUAUAGUCAACGUGACUGGGUAUAAAAUUGGUGGAGGUCUUGCAACUGCAUGCGACACGCUCUUUUCGCAGUCGUACGGGAGCAAAAAUAAGAAGAAGGUUGGCGUCUACUUGCAGAGAAGCUUACUGGUGAUAAUACUCUGUUCACUGCCGUGCUGUGCGAUACAUCUAAACAGUGAGACACUUCUGAUACUGAUGGGACAGGAACCUCAAAUAGCAAGAUUGUCCUCCCGUUACGUCCUACUCGUUAUGCCAGCUGUCCCAGCAUAUUUCCUCUUUUCCAUCCUGAAGAAAUAUCUGCGGAAUUUGAACAUUGUUCGUCCUCUUCUGCUGGUCGGAUUUUCUGGGUUGGCCGUUAACACCUUGGCACAUUAUGUCCUUGUGACCCGAUUUCAGCUUGAAAUGGAUGGCUCCGCCAUAGCUCAGACGCUUGGUACCUUCACACACCUUGGAACAGCACUUACCUACAUAUUCACGAGCAAAAUGUACAAGGAGACCUGGUCAGGGUGGUCAAAAGAGGCAUUCCAAGAAUGGGGUAUGCUGUUCAAACUCGCCAUUGCCAGCCUGCUGAUGAUUUGUCUUCAGUUCUGGGCGUUCGAGAUUGGUACGCUACUCUCCGGGACACUUGGUGCCGUUCAACUUGGGGCGCAGACCAUCAUAUUUCAACUUGAGGCCAUAACAUAUAUGCUCUCGCUUGGGGUGGGUAUAGCCUGUAACAUUCGAGUGGGGCACCUACUUGGUGCAAACAGGCCAGAACAAGCGAAGAGGGCUGUCAUCGCUGGCUACACUACCAUUUGGGGAAUUGCACUUAUUCUCAUAUCGCUGAUGGUCGGCUUGCGGUAUCAUUUACCAAUGUUAUUCUCCAGCGACAAGGAGGUGAUAGAACUUUCCGUCUCUCUCUUACCGAUUCUAGCUCUUUAUCAUAUAUUUGAUUGCACAGCGGGUGUGUCGACCGGCAUUCUUCGAGGCUGCGGAAGGCAGACGCUAGGUGCCGCAAUCAUAUUCCUCGGGACGUAUGUGAUUGGUCUACCAGCGGGAAUCAGCUUGAUGCUUCUCACCGACCUGAGAUCGGCAGGUUUUUGGUGGGGUAUGACAGCGGGCAUGUCUUGUCAAGCAGUUCUAUUGUUUCUCAAUGUGUAUAGGACCGACUGGGUGAAAGAGGCAUAUAUGGCACAGAUCAGGGCUGGUGUUGUAACGGUUGCCAGGCACGAUCGUCGGGAGGAUGUGGACGAGAAUGAAGACAGUGGAGUUGACGGUAUAGGAGAUCCACUGAUUAUUGGUAAAAAUGAUAUUCUCCAUGAUGCAUUCACCAACGACGUGGACAUUUGUGAACGUAAACCACUCUUGGGUGUAACUAAAAGCGACAACAACAACGAUGGACAGAACAAAAAAUUGUGCAAAAUGACAAGAACUCUAACGUUGUCGCAAUUGAUCAUCAGAAGAGGCCUAUUUAUCGUUACCGUACUUUCUCUGCUCAGCACAGGCAUUUUUACACGAAUUUAUUUCCCUGUUUCCACUAUGGCAUCCAUGUUUCCACAGCUCAACCGGACAGGUGAUAAUGUCACUUUCUCUACGGGCAUACCAGGUGAUAAUGCUAUUUUCUCCACUAGAGUACCUGGUGAUAAUGUUACUUUUUCCACCAAGAUACCAAAUGAUAAUGUUCCUUUCCCCGCCGAGUUACCAGGUGAUAAUGUUACUUUCCCCGCUAAAAUACCAGGUGAUAAUGUUACAUUCCCCACUGAUACACAAGGUGAUAAUGUUACUUUCCCCGCCGAGUUACCAGGUGAUAAUGUUACUUUCCCCACUAAAAUACCAGGUGAUAAUGUUACAUUCCCCACUGAUACCCAAGGUGAUAAUGUUACUUUCCCCACUGAUAUGCAAGGUGAUAAUGCUAUUUUCCCCGCCGUGGUACCUGGUGAUAAUGUUACCCUCUCCCACACGGUUCUCUCAGAUAAUUCAACAGCAAUGCCGUAAGGAGGCGGCAAAGAUAACAUCGUCAAGCUUUCGUCAUCUCCAUCAGCUGAAGACCUCCUAUAGUCUUAAGACCUCCCAUUGUCCCAAGAUAUGUAGAUAGGGCGACGUUGACGUUGUAAUAGGACUGUUUUCACACAAUCCUUUGACAUUUACAGUUUCAUUAAACCUCCCUACAUUUGACUGAUAAUACGCAAGACAUGAACCUUUUUGCAAGGCGACAUGUGAAGCUAUCGAACUCUUGUAACGGACUGCAAUUUAUCGUACUGCAAACUCUCCUUGACGUCACUAGGUUGAAUUACACUAGGCCAUAGGGCGAACAGAUAGUCACAAUAGUUUGGAUGACACAGCUGUACCGAUUUUGGUAUGGAAAAGAGCACAGGGUAGUCUUCUUUCCUGGAACUUACAGACCACCUACUUGCCACAAUCGAGCUGGGUUUACAGUAAAUCACAGACACAUGUA